Molecule: messenger RNA, 621 nt
Organism: Paramecium sonneborni
Lineage: Eukaryota; Ciliophora; Oligohymenophorea; Peniculida; Parameciidae
Source: the annotation of a GenBank genome assembly
AUGGAGUAUAUAUAGAUUAAUGCUGAAGGUGCUGAAAACUAUAGUUCAAAGGAUAUGUCACCUGAAAGUACAACAAGACCUUUAAAUAAUAAUACUCAAUAUGGAAAAUAUGUGAUCAUUGCAAAAAUGAUAUUUUUAGAGCCUCGUUGUAAUAAUUUAUAGGAUUAUUUAUAAAAGGGCCAUUAUUUGGAAGUACUUUAAUUGGAUUAAUUAUAUUUGAUUAUAAUAAUGAGAGAAUAAAACUUUAGGUCAUGAUAUAAGUUUUGCAAUAAUUAUUACUAUUGCACAAUCAGUAUUUUAUUUUGGUGUUGGAUUAGCUAAUCCUGGUAUUGCAAAUGAUUCAUCUCUUAAUGAAAAAUAUAUUGGAUAAUUGUACUCUUUAUCAAAUAAACCAUAAUAAAGAAAUGUAUGGUAUUGUGAAAAAUGUUAAAAAAUAUAACCAGCUAGAUCUGCUCAUUGCCCAUUUUGUAUGAUUCGUAUAAAAAAAUCAUGAUCAUCAUUGUCUUUGGACAGGAAAAUGUAUAGGAGGGGAGAAUCUAUUUCAUUUCUGGCCAUUUCUUCUCUCAACUAUUAUUUUCUUUACUUAUUUUAUUACGAUAAUGCUAAAUUAAAGAAAGGAAG